Gryllus bimaculatus (two-spotted cricket) is the source of this 2934-nucleotide messenger RNA. Lineage: Eukaryota; Metazoa; Arthropoda; Insecta; Orthoptera; Gryllidae. The record is from the annotation of a GenBank genome assembly.
AUGGUUUGCGAUGCGCUUUCCAUUCGUGUUUAUAGUGAAUAUUGCUCUACAGCUGGAGAGCAAGGAUGGAUAUGGAAUCCAAAUAUAUUUUACGAAAAGUCAUUACGGAUUUCUUGUGUUUAUUUGUUGGUAAGUUACAAUUCUUACAUUGUCAUUGCUCUUCCAAUCCUUCUAUUUUAUUAUUAUGGACAGCCUUAUGAAAGGGGAUUUUUCUGUGAUGAUGAAUCUUUAAGACACCCUUUUAAGCCUUCAACCAUAACAAGUGGUAUGCUGUAUGUUCUUGGAAUGCUUUUACCAAUCAUAAGUUUCAUGAUUACAGAGUACAUUCAUUUUCGAGAAUCCAAUGGACAAGCAGCAAAAACUUUCCUUGGAAGAGCUAUUCAUCCUUGGGUAUGGAAGUGUUACCAAAUUAUUGGAGUGUUUGGAUUUGGAGUGGCGUGCUCUCAUUUAAUCACAGAUAUUGCGAAGUAUUCUAUUGGGCGUUUAAGACCUCAUUUCUUUGAUGUCUGUGAUCCCAUGAUUAAUUGUACUGAUCCAUACAAUAAAUACAGAUAUAUCAUUGACUUUGAAUGUAGAAAGACCCAUGAUAAACAUCUCUUAAAAGAAAUGAGAUUGUCAUUUCCUUCUGGACAUUCAUCAUUCUCUGCUUAUACAAUGGUCUUUUUAGCAAUGUAUCUUCAUGCAAGAAUGACCUGGCAAGGAUCAAAAUUACUUCGUCAUUUCUUGCAGUACAUAUGCAUACUUAUGGCACUGGUUACUGCAAUGUCAAGAGUUUCUGACUAUAAACAUCAUUGGAGUGAUGUGUUAGCUGGCACAUUGCAGGGUUCUGUUGUGGCAAUUCUCACGGUCCUUUUUAUAUCGGAUCUAUAUUCCCGCAAACAUGCCGCAAUUCCAGUGCCAGACAGUGAGCCUCCAACUACUCAUUCAGCCAAUAGUGGGACCAACAGAAUUUGCUGAAUGCCAUCUUCUGCUUGCAAGAAAGAAGAAAAAAUACUGCUUUUAGCAGUGCAAUGGGUAUUUUUUAAAUGACAUUUAAAUAAAAUAGAUACAUUGCUGUAAUCAUAAUGUUCUUCCCGACAAUUUUUUGCUAGGUAGAUUAAAUACUCAAGUUCCUGUUUGUACUAGAGCUUCCCUUAGAAAGAUUUAACUUCAUUGUCAAUUUUUCUAAGAGUAAUAUUUGAAGGUAUUGUUUAUAAGUAGAUUUUUCAAUGAACUGUGCCUGAGAUACAAUAUUCAUCAGUGGGAGUUGCAGCUAACUUGGGCAAGUUCAUUUCUGGUUCUUCCUAAGGCAUUUUCUUUAUGUUCAUGAAAUUGUGAAAUCCUUUAAAUUCAUUCCACUGGCAGGGUAUGUUCUUAUGUAAUUUGUAAAGCACAGCUAGCCAUGAUGUAUUUUAAUUUUAUUUCUAAGGUUGAUUUGUGGCAGUUUAUUUUUUUAAAUUUCGUUUUAACAUUUUUACAUCACAUUUUGCUAGUCAGUACACAUUAGAGAAUGUUUGUGUAUUAAAAAUACACAAACCUUGAGUACAUGAUGAUGAUGAUUACCAAUUUAAGAAAGAUCGCCAAGUGGGAACUAGUUGGUGAGAGAACGAUUUUUAAAAGUGAUUAGAAUUUUAGUAUCAUUUAAAAUUUGUGUUAAUACUGGGAAAUUAAUGUUCAGAAUAGACUGUGUGCAAAAUAUAUUAUAACACAGAAAGUAUAUAUAAAAUCAUUAUUUUUAAAUUUAAGAGAAAAUAAUGGAAGUGAUUAAAUUUUAAAAAUUCAUUAUAAAUUUGCUUAACUUUUUUUAAGUAGUGCCAUUUUUUCCAUUCACACUAGACAUUUGGAAAUAAUUUAAUUAUUUUGAAUUUUAAAGAAAUUAUUGCAAUUUGCAGAAUUUGAAAUGAGCGGAUUUAUUAUUAAUAGUGUUUUAAGAACUAUUAAAUUUAAGUAAAUCUUAGCUUUUAUUUCUGAUAAACGAUCUCAAAGCUAUCUUAAAUGUUUCUGAAGCAUUUUUUUUAAAUAGCAUUUCCAUUUUCUUUUAGCUCUUGAGAACCCCACUUGGAAAUCGUAUUUUUGAUAAGAAUGGGUUUGUGGAGGUUAUGGAAUGAUAAAUGUAUUAUUUUACAACAAUUUUUGAAAAUUUUAAAUAUUUUGUGGCGUAAAAAUCAAUUUUGUUUAAACAUUUAAAAUGGAUUUUUUUUUAUUCUAUGUUAAGGCCUAAGAAAUUAGGAAGACAAAUUAAAAUUUGUGAUAUUUCUUAAACAGCUGUAUACAAAAUAUGUUGUUAUAUUAUAUUAAUUGUUAAUGUUGCUUUGUUAAUUUCAAUUGUUCAUCAUGUAUUUACACUUUGAUUUUUUUUAACAAUGUAGAAAAACUAACAAUAGUUUUAGUGUGCUGUGUUAUAACUGCUGAUCUUAUUUGAAAUUUUGGUUUUCCUAUUAAUAUUCAUUAUGCACAUGCAAAUUACAUAUAAAUUUUUGAAUUCAUCUUGAAAUAGUGUGGAAGUUCCUCCUAAGUUCAGAUUUUUUAGUUUAAGCACAAUACACUUAAGUAUAAAAAUCAUGUCUUGUCUGUUUAUCUUGUACUGUUUCAAAAGCUUGAGGCAUUAUUUCCUCCAAAAUAAGAGUCACGUUUUUACAAUCCUCCAACUAACUGCAAAUUUGUUAUCAACACAAUAACAAUAUACUUCUGCAUUUCUGAGAUAUUCUUGAGAAUUUCAAUGACCAUCAGGGGUCAUUAAAAAAACAAAAAAACAGAUAGAAAAUGUGUGUGUGUGUGUGUGGGGGGGUCUUACAACCCUGACAGAAGCAAAUUUGGGGGUUGAUGAAAUAUGAACGUUCUUAUAAUAUUUAUUACAAAAUGUUAAAUAAUUGACUUAAAUGAAUGUUAUGAAUGUGAUGGUAAGUGAAAUUAAUAAUUAAUCAGAAAUGUGUUUUGAGAUUACAUUUGAAAAAA